UCAAUUCAUUAUAGUUUAAGUUAGAAAGUCACUUUAUUGAUAGAGAUAGAUAAGACAUUGAAAAUUCUAAAUUCACAAUUCUAAAUCUUGUAGAAUUCACAAUUCUAUCUUGUGCUCACAGUAUGUUUGUUUGUAGGUGGAGUUAUUGUCAAUUUUUUUUUAAGAUGAGGUGUGUACGGGCUGUGCUUUGUGGGAUUGUGCUGCUAAUGCAUGUUAUGAUAACCAAUUCACAAGCCUCAGACGAUUCACCCAGUGGAGACUGUUCUCAGUUUGCUUCAUGUGAUAGCUGCAUCAGUGGAGACCCAACCCUCAAUCUCACACGAUGUGUCUGGCAAAGUUGUAAUAACGGGAAUGACACAGGAUGCAUGUCUGACACUGGAGACUUUGGGGACUGUUCUGUCUUCAAUGAGACUGGCAUGUGCCAAACAGACAGUGGCAGCUCUGAUGAUGGUGGCAAAGAUAACACAACCCCGGAGUUCUCUCAAGCAUCAUUUGACCUGUCCAGCUUCAUUGGGGGAAUCAUCUUAGUGCUAGUAUUGCAAGCAGGGGGAUUUUUUGCCAUGCGCUUCCUCAAAACCAAAGACAGCUCUUAUGAAACUAUUGACCAACCUCAGUGAAAACAGGGUCAUGAAUGAGACAGAAAAUCACAGAACAAAAGAAAGAGAAAUGGAUUUUCAGAGGAAUGGAUGCAGCAUUGAUGAGUUAAAGACACUUUUUAUUUUUUCGCUGGCCCUAAAAUUGCAUUAGCUUUUAAAUGUUGGUAAAGCAUCAUUGAAAUUCAUUCCCUCCAGUUCUUGAAUGACAAACACUAUUUUGUGUGUGUGUGUGUGUGUACAUGAGAUAGAAAUGUGACAAGAAAAUAAUAUAGGCAUAUCAUAUGACAUAUGUUCACAUUUAAAUGUACGUUUCUGAUUGUCUUUUGCGUUGUGUGUUCUUUUAGGUGAUUUAUCUCAGUUUUUGAAUUUUUGGUUUGUUUCAGCUUCUGUUUAUUAGUUUAAUAAGACCAACUGCUGAAAUAUUCUUUUUAAUAUUUUGAAUAGG
Messenger RNA from Myxocyprinus asiaticus (Chinese sucker), 1041 nucleotides. Its product is annotated as CD164 sialomucin-like 2 protein. The transcript has 6 exons. The coding region runs from base 123 to 617 and encodes 164 amino acids. Lineage: Eukaryota; Metazoa; Chordata; Actinopteri; Cypriniformes; Catostomidae. The record is from RefSeq and is a predicted model, not a curated record. Gene Ontology annotation, cellular component: cytoplasmic vesicle.